This is a messenger RNA of Etheostoma cragini (Arkansas darter), 1974 nucleotides long. RefSeq lists its product as uncharacterized. The record is from RefSeq and is a predicted model, not a curated record. Gene Ontology annotation, biological process: G protein-coupled receptor signaling pathway. The coding region runs from base 1 to 1929 and encodes 642 amino acids. Lineage: Eukaryota; Metazoa; Chordata; Actinopteri; Perciformes; Percidae. The transcript is spliced from 4 exons. Gene Ontology annotation, cellular component: membrane. Gene Ontology annotation, molecular function: G protein-coupled receptor activity; olfactory receptor activity.
AUGGAGAACUACACCUACAACAGCUACACCCUCCAACUGGAGGGGUUAAUUGUUUCUGAAGAGUCUACAUACCCUGUCUUCCUCUUUUUCUUUUUCUCCUACCUCUUCAUAAUAAUAGCAAAUGUUGGUAUUGUAGUUCUGGUUUUCAUUGACAAAAGCCUCCACCAGCCCAUGUAUCUGCUGUUUUGCAACCUGCCCUUAAAUGAUGUGCUUGGAAACUCUAUUCUUGUGCCUCGGUUGAUGUUGGACGUGUUGCGUCCUCCCUCUGAGCGCCUCAUCAGUUAUUAUGAAUGUGUGGUCCAAGCUUUUACAACACAUGUAUUUGGGACCACUUCCCACACAGUGCUCAUGAUCAUGGCCUUUGACAGAUAUGUGGCCAUCUGCGAUCCCCUGCGCUAUGCUGCCAUAAUGACCAACCAAAUGGUGAUGAAGCUGACAGUUUCUGCCUGGGGGGUGGCCUUAGUGAUGGUUGGGAUUCUGCUCGGUCUGACCAUCCGGCUGAACCGAUGCAGGACUCUGAUCACAAACCCUUACUGUGACAAUGCAUCUCUGUUUAAACUCUCCUGCGAGGAUGUGUCUAUUAAUAACAUCUAUGGCCUUGUUUUCACUGUAGUCCUGUUCUCAGGCUCUAUAGGCAGCAUGGUUCUCACCUACACUAAGAUUGCAGUGGUCUGUGGGACCAGUAAGAAUAAGUCUCUGAACAGUAAAGCCUUGAAGACCUGCAGCACUCAUCUGACUGUGUACCUGCUGAUGUUGGUCAGUGGAUUGGCUAAUAUCGUCCUGCAUCGCUUCCCUCAGUACACACCCUACAGGAAACUCAGCGUCAUUUUGUUUCACAUCAUCCCCGGCAGCCUCAACCCCAUCAUCUAUGGUCUGCAGUCCAAAGAGAUACGGACAUUCCUGUCCAGUUUCAAUUUCAAGAAAGUAUUGCACGUUGUCGUAAAGAAAAUAGCUGCCUUGUUUUGGAUGGAGAACGUAACAAAGGUAACUCCUCUCACAGAGCCCAUCAUUUUCGAGCUGGAGGGCUUCUAUGUACCACCAGGCUACGGCGCCUUCUUCUUCUUCCUGGCUCUGCUUAACUACUUGGUCAUGCUGUUGGCGAAUUGCGUGGUACUGUGUGUGAUUGUCAUUGACAAGAACCUGCACAGACCCAUGUUCGUAAUGGUUGGUCACCUGGUGGUUUGUGAUAUGUUUGGGGCCACAGCGGUGCUGCCUUGCCUCAUGGUACACUUCCUGACCGGCCAGAGGAAAAUCGCCUACAUCCCAGCCAUCGCCCAGGCCUUCUCUGUGCACACGUACGGCAUCGCAGCGCAGACCAUUCUGGGUGUAAUGGCCUACGACAGGUACAUUGCUGUGUGUGAACCACUCAGGUAUCACACCAUCAUGUCAUCGGCUCGGCUGCACUCCUGCUGCGCCCUGGCCUGGUUGGUCGCUCUGCUGUUUAUUGCUGUUCUCUUCUCAGGGCACGUGAAUACCCCGCUGUGUGGCAAUACCAUCAAACACAUCUACUGCGGCAACCGUGGUAUCCUAAGCCUGGCCUGCAGUCCCACGCCUAUAAACGACAUUUAUGGUCUCACCAUGUCCUGGUUUGUGAUUACAGGCGUCUUCCUCGUCAUUGCUUUUUCCUACAGUAGAAUCCUCCAUGCUACUGUGAAACGAGGUCGAGCUGACAGCACCAUGCGAAGUAAGGCCUUUCAGACGUGUGCAUCGCACCUUGUUGUGUAUGUGCUCUAUGAAAUUGCUACACUGGUCAUCAUUGUGAGUCAAAGGUUCCCUUCCAUCUCUCAGAAUAUUAAGAAGUUCUUCAGCAUCCUUUUCAUCAUCAUCCCACCAGUCAUUAACCCCAUUAUCUACGGACUGGUCAGUAAAGAAUUACGUGCAAGCAUCAUCAAGCACUUAACCUACGUCCAAGUCCGUCACAAAAAGUGAGAAAAUGAGAGGGGGUUAACUUCUUCAGCUCAUUGUUACCUGAUA